Messenger RNA from Diprion similis, 3118 nucleotides. Its product is annotated as phosphatidylcholine:ceramide cholinephosphotransferase 2-like. Gene Ontology annotation, biological process: sphingomyelin biosynthetic process; ceramide biosynthetic process. The record is from RefSeq and is a predicted model, not a curated record. The coding region runs from base 378 to 1580 and encodes 400 amino acids. NCBI's taxonomy places the organism in Eukaryota, Metazoa, Arthropoda, Insecta, Hymenoptera, Diprionidae. Gene Ontology annotation, molecular function: ceramide cholinephosphotransferase activity; sphingomyelin synthase activity. Gene Ontology annotation, cellular component: Golgi membrane; endoplasmic reticulum membrane. The transcript has 6 exons.
CGGCAGUGAGCGAGUGGCAGUGAGUUAAAAGACUUUGUCCGCUGCAGCGCAGCGCGGCAGCAGCAAUUGUCAGGCAUUAAUAAUGGCUCUUUUGUGUUUAUGCUACAUAUGUACGCGCGAGGGGUUCAACGUGUGAUAAUGUGUGCGUUUAGUUAAAGGACUUGGAACGUCGUAGACGAAUCAGUGCGCCUCGGAUACUCGCUUCCUCUCGCGGAACGUUGAAAUUCUCCAUAUAAAACACUCGCCUCCUUAUCCCGCCCGUACUUUUUGCGUUGGUUAGUUUUCCGUGCCUUCGGAUUUCCACACUUGCUAUAUCGCCCACAAACCUAGGUACAUGUGCACCUAGCAGUACACGGUACACACGUACGACGAAGAAGAUGGUAUUAGACCCAAAGACAACAAGCUUACACAGUGAUUACGGAAGUUUUGAUCGUCCAUUGGGAGGGGUUGAGGGACACGAAAGAGACGUAGAGGCUGCGGUGGAUGGAAGUAGCAGUGGAAUGGCACAGUCAAGCGACGUUUAUCAGCGGCAACCUCUUCUUCCCGGAGCACCGACUAAAAACAAGGAUAAAGGGUGGGGUGGCAUCAGCAGCAGCUCUGAAUACUACGAGGAUGACGAAGAUGACAAGAUCGAUGGGCUCGGGCACAUAAGGCAUCCCAAUGUACCAAACGGAUCUGGGAGCGAUAUAGUUAAACUUGACAUACCUGCACCACUAAGAGAAGAACCUCGGUUCCCUAAGGAGAAAUGGAAAACUCUUCUUGCAUUCUUUUUCAUGGUCGUCAAUUUCAUACUCACUACUGCAUCUCUUGCCAUGGUUCACGAACGUGUACCAGACCGUGCAACGUACGGACCUCUUCCUGACGUAGUAUUGGACAACCUAGUUUCUCAAGAUUGGGCGCUCAACGUUUCGGAAAUUCUAAUUAUGAUCGUCUCCAACUCUGCCAUGGUUUUUAUUAUUUUUCACAAGCACAGAUUCAUAGUCUUCAGACGGAUAUUUUUGCUCAUGGGUUUGCUCUACAUGAUGCGAAGCGUUACGAUGUAUGUAACAGUUCUGCCAGUCGCUAGUAAGACCUACUAUUGUAGUCCCAAAGCGAACAACUCCAGUCCGUUAGUUAUCACUAAGAGGGUACUACAGCUUAUCUCUGGGUUUGGAUUGUCAAUCAAUGGAAAGCACACGUACUGCGGAGAUUACAUCUACAGCGGACAUACAGUUGUUCUUGUUCUUAGCUCCCUUAUCAUAAAGGAAUAUUCUCCAAGACGAUGUCAGCUGAUCCACUGGUUAGCAGGACUGAUGGCACUCGUUGGCAUAAUAAUGGUUUUGAUUGCCCAUGGCCAUUAUACUGUCGACGUCCUCAUAGCAUAUUACGUUACUACACGUUUGUGGUAUAUUUAUCAUACAUUGGCCAACAACCCGUACCUAAAACAACAUGGACCCAACAACUUUUUGGCUCGUUUAUGGUGGUUUCCAAUGUUUAAGUACUUUGAAAAAAACGUUGGUGGCACUGUGCCGAGGCAGUACGAUUGGCCUCUUCCGUGGCCCAGAAGAUUUCUUGCCAAGCAUCCAAACCGAGACAGUUAAUAUCUACCUGAGGAUUCAGAGGCGAUAACCGCAGCAUUGGCGUGAUAUAUUUACUGUAUAUAUACAUACAUAUAUACGUGGGUACAUUAGGUAUAUUAAAUGUCUCUGGUAAUGAAUGGUGUGUAUAAUAAUUAAUAUUAAAUGUAUGUAAAAACAUUUUGUAACCUAAAAAACUUGCGUGUAGAAGAUUUACUUGGCGCCAAGUGAAUCACCGCUUUUUUUACUUUGCCCAAAAUAUUCAUCGGUGUUAUCGAUUGUCGAUUUAUGCUGUGAAAAAUAUCUCAGUCUUGUCAGUCACAAUGUAUUUUCCUUUAUUUAAGAUAGAGUCUGCUAUUGCGUUUUUUUAUAAAUUUUUUUAUUCAACGGUCCUGUUUAUUUUAUUUCCUUAGAUGUUAUUUUUCUUCGCUUUUUCAAUUAUUUUCGUCGUUCUUCAAAGUAUCCGAAAAACGUUGCGCUCUUGAUAACUGACAGGAAAGUAUUAUCUGUUUAUUUACAAGGAUCUGUUGGAAAUAAUUUUAAUUCUUGGAACGCGUCACAAAAUUUUCUAAUACCCUAAUCUUCUGUGUAUAAAGUGAAGUUCGUAAUAUACCACAUAUAUAUAUAUAUUUAAAAAAUAUAUUUAAAAAAUCCUUCCAUGCUGUAAAAAAAGAUUAUAUACCGUUGACUUAUCAAGCAAUCGCAAGUGCUUCGACGAUUGUAGUAUAAGUAUAUUUUAAGUGUGAAAUGCGUGUCACGCAGUCAGAUGUUUUUGAUUGUGUGUGGUGAAGAUACUGAUUUAAACAUAAUUUAAAAAAAAAUAGCACUCUUAACGAGUUAAUUUUGUUCUUAGUACUGUUUCAUGUUUAGUGUUUGAAUAUGUCUAAAAAAAUUUAAAUGAAAAAACAAGUCAAGUUAUUGCCCGCACAGGCAAAAUUCUUUGUAUACAUGAAUAUCGUUCUAUUAGUCGUCACAAGAAUUUAAGUUAAAACAAAAAGAAAAUUGAUUGUGAUAUUCAUAAUUAAAUUUAAUGCACAUGUGUGCCGUAUAAGAAACAUGACUGCAAUUUUAAGUGUAGUAUCUACUACGAAUUGUCUAAAAGAAGAUCAUUUGUCAGCUCCUAUUUUACUGUUAACUAAACUAUGCGACUAAUAUAGAGUAUGUAUACGUAUGUAUUAAUUUUGAUUUUGUUGGAGAUUUGAUAGAAAAGAAAGUGGCAGAAAAAGAAAAAACUUGCAUACACGCGUUCGUGCAAUUAAGUCAAAUACUACUUCUCACUUCGAUAGCUUUCCAAAAACAAAGACAAAAACAAAAUUAAUUUUAAGAGACUUUGUAUCUAACACCAAAAUAGAACACCUGGACCUCUCUGGGAUACAAAUACCGAACUUUCGCGAGAACUAUGAAUAGCUGAAGCAAAAACUAAGUUGACGUUUGUCAAGCGAUUUUGGAAGCUUGAGAGUUUAUUCUUAUUCUCUUGAGCGCUAUAACCAGUCGUCAGAAUUUAUAGUCAAGUGAUAAUUAUAUGAUAUUGAUUCUCAUUAUUAUCGUACGAUAUAGACGAA